UAUACCGAGAGACAACAACUCAAGGGCAGCCAGCCGACAGUGAAGAAAAAAAUUGUUGAACACAAACCGGGGCCAUUACGCCGCACGCACUCGCUUCCCGCACCGCUGGGUCGCCUACACAAGCAUUAUUCAACCAUCCCCUCCGUCAACGCUACCGCCACACCAUCGGCAUACGCAGGGCGUGCCAAGGAUUCAUCCGAGGCUUUGGUAUCUCUCUCUGCGCUAGUCACUUUGUCCAACAUCAAUCAUUUUUGCGGGCCCCAACACACGGGAAUUAUCCAGUCUUCACCUCCCUCUGCCACCAAGAAACAAAUAUACAUUACAACAAAUCUAUCAAAGCAUUGUGAAUAG
Botrytis fragariae is the source of this 351-nucleotide messenger RNA. RefSeq lists its product as uncharacterized. The transcript has 4 exons. Lineage: Eukaryota; Fungi; Ascomycota; Leotiomycetes; Helotiales; Sclerotiniaceae. The annotation marks the transcript as partial. The record is from RefSeq and is a predicted model, not a curated record.